Paraglomus occultum is the source of this 321-nucleotide messenger RNA. The record is from the annotation of a GenBank genome assembly. NCBI's taxonomy places the organism in Eukaryota, Fungi, Glomeromycota, Glomeromycetes, Paraglomerales, Paraglomeraceae.
AUUUAAAAGAAACAACCAUAGAAACUUAUAAAAGAAUUAUCAAAGAAUCGGAAGCCAUAGCAGAAAAAACAAAUGGACAAGUCGAUAUGCGAAAAUCAGGAGGUUAUUCAUUAACAAGUUUAAAACUUUUUCGAGAAACAACUUUAGCACCGAACAGAAGUGAAAAAAUCGAUGAGAAAGAAAAUGCAUGGUUAAAUUUAGCAACAACUGGUGCUUUAGUAUUUGCAGAGAAAUAUGAAGGAGAAGUUAUUCAAUAUGACGUAAAUUCGAUGUAUAUAUAUGAAAUGUUAAAGAAAGAAGCAUCAUGGCCAAUUGCUACAG